Messenger RNA from Coccinella septempunctata (seven-spotted ladybird), 945 nucleotides. Its product is annotated as zinc finger SWIM domain-containing protein 7-like. The transcript is spliced from 3 exons. Lineage: Eukaryota; Metazoa; Arthropoda; Insecta; Coleoptera; Coccinellidae. Gene Ontology annotation, molecular function: zinc ion binding. The record is from RefSeq and is a predicted model, not a curated record. Gene Ontology annotation, cellular component: Shu complex. Bases 297 to 734 code for a protein of 145 amino acids. Gene Ontology annotation, biological process: double-strand break repair via homologous recombination.
UUUCCAGAUUUAUUACUAGAAGCGCUCCUCUUUCAAAAUAUGCAGAGACAAACUGCCUCUGGAAUAUGUAUCACGUUUAGAUUUACGAUAAUUAGCAUAGAGUAAUGAACAGGACCACAGAACCAAAGAGUAUCAAGUUGUUACUCUUUGACAGAACACUUUCAUACUCCAUAUUUGGAUAUUCUGUGCUCCAUAGUCUUUGGUUGUUCUGUGUUUUGAAUGAAAAAUGAAUUUUGUUCUCAACUUAAAAUAUUUUUAGUUUUAUAUUCAAAGGUUUCGAAAAAAUCGAUGUAAUCAUGAAUAAUAAUUUGAGUGUCAUGAUGCCUCUAGCUUUCGAAAGCCUUGCAGCUGCUUCUGAAUAUUACACUGUUCAUAAACAAUUUACAGAAGAGCAGCUCGAGAGUUUGUACGAUUUGUUUGGUAACGUAUUCAUCGCAGCUGCUGAAUUUUUGGAAAACUGCAAGAUAACAAUGUAUAAAACGGAAGAUAGCAGCAGGAAAGUAUUCAAAAUUGGCAACAAAAAGGAACAGUACACCAUAUAUGAAAACAUAAACUUUUGCGAUUGUCCAGUGUUCAGAUACCAAGUUUUGGAACUUCAAAAUUAUUUUACAUGCAAACAUGUAUUGGGUGUUAUCAUAGGUCGGACAAUAGGCAAAGUUACGGAAGAAAAUGUGUCUGAUUCCCAGAUGGUCGAUUUUCUGAACGAGCAGUUGAAUAAUAUUACUCAGUCUUGAGAGCAGAAGGCUACAAUGAAUGGAUGGUAAAGCAACCCUCUAUUGGCAACAUCAGUUUGGUAGACUCCAAGGCUACAACAGGCUAAUGAAAUGGACAAUCCACUUCACAAGAAAAUUGGAUCGUUUGUGUGAAAUGUGUUCUUUCCUGAUGAUUCAUUGAAAUGUUUAAAUCAUGUUGAAGAUGUUAAUUAUAUUUUAAUUUUAUUUGAAA